Molecule: messenger RNA, 1828 nt
Organism: Linum trigynum
Lineage: Eukaryota; Viridiplantae; Streptophyta; Magnoliopsida; Malpighiales; Linaceae
Source: the annotation of a GenBank genome assembly
AAGUUCAGAAUCCUUAAUUCCAUAAUUCAAAUUGCGCGUUUGUGUCUCGUUAUGUUAUUUCAUUUCGCUCAGUUUUCUAUUCUUCCAUCACAUCAAUCGAAGUAACAACACCUAACACGAUUGUCAAUUGGGUAUGAAAAUAUGUAGAUGAAACACACUUUUACUUCUCCACUAUCUCGCUUAUGUCGCCAACUUCUCCAGCCGGCUUUAUUGAAAUGAAGUAACUACUGACUACCAACCAACCUUGACUCCAACCAUCAAGGCAUCAUCAACCACCUUUUCUAAUGCCGGAACGAUGCUUCUGUUCUGUAUCUGUCUCCUCGCCCCAUCUCUAUCUUCAUCGCAAAACGACGAGACACCACCAUAUACAAAAGGGAAAGGAAGCAGAGUAGGGGAGGAAACAGAGCAAGAGAGGGAGAAGAAACCAUGGAGCAAAUUGAGCACAAGUUCGUGGAAGUUGAAGGUGGAUUGAAGAUCCAUGUAGCAGACAUCGGAACAGGCGACAAAGUUCUCCUCUUUCUCCACGGAUUCCCGGAGAUCUGGUACUCAUGGCGGCACCAGAUGGUUUCCCUGUCCAAAUCCGGGUACCGGGCCAUCGCCGUCGACUACAGGGGCUACGGGCUGUCGGAUCCCCCGCCGAGGACUGAAGACGCCACGUACGCCAACAUCGUCGGCGACCUUGUCGCCAUCCUGGAUUUUCUCGGAUUCCCCAAGGUGGUGCUCGUAGGGAAAGACUGGGGCUCUUUCGUUGCUUCUUGGUUCGUGGUUCUCCACCCUGACAGGGUAUUGGGUCUAGUGAACAUGGGUAUCCCGUUCAUGAUCCCGGGCGCUUCCCCAGCCGGUUCGCCGCCCCCUGAAGGCGUCUAUACUUCCCGGUGGCGGGAACCAGGACGAGCCGAAGCUGAUUUCGGCCGGCUAGAUGCGAAAACCGUGGUGAGAAACGUGUACAUACUCUUCUCCGGCAGCGAGCUGCCUACUGCAGCUGAGAAUCAGGAAGUCAUGGACUUAGUCGACCCGUCGACUCCUCUCCCGCCAUGGUUCUCCGAGGAAGACCUCGAAGCUUAUGGAGCUCUGUACCAGAAAUCAGGGUUCCAAACUGCCCUCAAGAUCCCCUACAGAUCGUUUGAAGAGAAGCCAGACUUACCGAUAACAGAGCUGACAGUGAAGAUCCCAUCAUUGCUGAUAAUGGGGAGCAAAGACUACUGCCUGAAAUUCCCGGGGAUGGAAUACUACAUCAACAAUAUGGUGAAGGAAUUCGUUCCUGGUCUGGAGACGGUGUACUUGCCUGAAGGGACUCACUUCGUUCAGGAGCAGUUGCCUGGAGAAGUGAACCAGUUGGUGCUUAGCUUCCUGAAAGCUCGAAUCUGGCCAUGAGAAAUGGGAAUGAACUCGGUGGGUGAUAAUGGUGAAGGAAAAAAAGGGUCUAUGCUCAUGUUUAGUGUUGUAACUUGUAAGCCUAAUAGCCUUGAGUUUUUGCUACGCAGUCAGGAUGGGGAUUCGGUAAUGGUGCUUUGGAUUCAUCUGAAAAUAGGUUUCAAGAGUUAUGGUUCCAAGCUCGAGUUUCUCAAUAUUCAUAGGGUAAUUUAUCAAUAAGCAAUCUUUCGGAUUGUAGUAUGGGAACAUUCAGAAAGGUUUAAAAGGAAUAAAGGACUAGUGUUUCGUUUCUCUCUCGGAUUCUCCUCUUUCGUUGUUCCUUCCUUCCAUAACUCUGCAAUCUCUUGUCAGGCUCUCACCACUGGCUCCUGUAGCUUCGUCUUGUAAUAUUUAUAGGAUUAUUUGAUCAUUCUAAUUAUCGAGAUCAAUUGGAUAAUGAAUGGUUAAACGAUAU